Messenger RNA from Mycena indigotica, 798 nucleotides. RefSeq lists its product as uncharacterized. The transcript is spliced from 4 exons. The record is from RefSeq and is a predicted model, not a curated record. The coding region runs from base 1 to 798 and encodes 265 amino acids. NCBI's taxonomy places the organism in Eukaryota, Fungi, Basidiomycota, Agaricomycetes, Agaricales, Mycenaceae.
AUGGCGCAUCCGUAUAGCGGCGCUGCUGGCUACAUCCAUGCGAACGAGUAUCCAUACACGCCGGUAACAACGCACCACAGCAUCGACAACCACGUUACAGCUGACGUGGAGAGCGAAAUAGACCCCUACGGCGUCGAGCGGUACUAUCAGCCCAUCCACUCCUUCAGCCCUGCCGCCACAAUAUGGUCCGCGCCGUCCAUGAUCGGCAGCGACACGCACCUGACGUCCCUCUCUGAAGACGACCCGGAGUCAACCGUUUCCUCCGCCGGCCCGUCCUACUCGCACCCACGCUUCCGCACCGCGCCGUUCGGGCUCACGACCACCAACAGCUCCCGUAUAAGAACGGAGUCACAGCGGCGCCUGCUACCUACGCCGCCGACGCUCGCAACGGUCUUCGCCCACCCAUAUGGCCAUGGCCACCCGUCUGAAGUAGACGCGCCCGCCAAACAGCGCAAGCACGAGGAGCCGGACGACACGGUGACGGAAGCGGACCUCUGGUUCGACGAGGACUCGGUCAUCUCGGGCACGCCGAAGCUCGGCGCCGUGGCCCCCGCGCCGGUACCCAUAUAUCUCAAGAGCGGCGCGGCAAGCCCGCUGCGGCCUUCCCGGAGACCGCCGACACGGGACGGCGCGAAGAGGAACGCGGUUGUGCUCGAUUUCGGGCCCGGCGAGCGGGGGAGUGGUAGGAUCGGACUUGCAAAGAAAUGGCGCCGCGAGAUAAAGCGACGGGUGAAGGCGAUGCUACGGCGGCUGCGCUUGGUGUGGCAGGGGAACGGGACCCAAUCGGCCACCUAUUGA